UAAACGUCAGGUAUGGUCAGAUGUGAAAACAAAUUACCUUUUGAACAAAUUAAGUCAUUUUUUACGAAGCUAAAAUGGAAAAUGUGAAAACAGAAGAGAUCGGUGAUCCGGACGACGAUUAUUCGGAUAUAGCAGGUGACGGCGACAGCGAACCCAUAAUCAACAUCGUGCUGCCUCCGAAUGCGGCCAGUGGCUCAGCUGCACCAAAUAAUGGAAACAUACCCUUGUUUAUUAAGAAAUUGCGGAAGAUGGUGGACGACGACAAUGCCGACGACGUUAUCAGCUGGAAUGCCAGCGGGGAUGGCUUUAUAAUUCACGACCAAUUGACUUUCGUAUCGAAAACAUUGCCCAAGUAUUUCAAGCAUAAUCACUUGUCCAGCUUCGUCAGGCAGCUGAACCUGUAUGAUUUUCAUAAAAUUCAGAACGUUGAUAAGGACGAGUUUCAGUUCAGUCAUCCGUUUUUCCUUAAAGAUGUGCCUCAACUGAUGCCUUUGAUUAAGAGGAAAGCCACUAACCGCCCAAGAGGCCCUACAAACAGCCACGUAGACGCAGUUCACAGUGAAAUUCGAGAAGUGAUGAAUAUAGUUAAAGACAUCAAAAACAAAAACGACUCGAUCACAACCGAAAUGACGAAAUUGAGACAGGAAAAUGCCGCUCUUUGGAGCGAAAUGAACUCUUUAAGAGUGAAAUAUUCAAAACAAACUAAAAUCAUAAAUAAGUUAAUACACUUUUUGAUAUCGUACAUGCAGAAACAUCACAAUUCGAGAAAAAGCGGCAGGACUGUCAGUGCGGUGAAUUCGAAUAAGUAUCUUAAAACGGGACCAAAAAUCAUGGAGCUGGAUUAUAAGUAUAAGAAUAAUCCUCAUGAGUUUUGGAACGAUUUCGAUAGUAGAAAUUCUCCGUAUGAUCAGAGCGAGCAGAAUUACACAGUGCUUGAACCAGCCGAAGAUAAUUUAGAAAUUGGAGAACAAUCUCAAGCCAACACGUCCAAUCCCCAAACCAUGUCAGUCUCAUCCACCAUCGAAGAACUUCUCUCCACCGGCAGUCCCUUCAGCCAAACAUCAGAAGCCUCCAUAGACCAAAACUUACCCGUCAUAGACCUGGCAGCGGCCAGUCCAUCCUCUAGCAACGAUCCAAAUUCGGCCCUUCAAAGAACCAACAGCAAGGACAACCUGGGCUACUACAUCGACAACAGCCAGGUGGAGCUCAGCUCCAUCAAAGAACUACUCAAGGGCAUGUCGCAAGAGGACAUGGCCAACUUUUACAAACUCCUGAACGAGAACUACAACAAGCCCCAGGACAAUGAGCUACCGGGUGAUUUGACCUUGGAGCCUGACGACGACAUAGCAGAGAAGGAGUUGAUGGCCUUGACGGAAAUGGCGGCACCAGUCGAUUUCCCCGAGGAAUUGGACGUGUCCUAUACGCCGGACGUGAAAAAGAUUUUAAGAAACGAUUUGCUGAAGCUUGUUGAUGAUUGAACACAUAGAGGAUAAAGACGGUUUCAUUUUAGGUAUGUAUAAAUUUAUUAGGAUUUUAUAAAGUCAUGUUCAUUUUGAUGUAUGAACAUCUUAAACAUUUUAUUUUGUCCCACUUUUUUUGACUUGUUAACCUAGAGUAUUCAUUAAAAAGUUCUGAAUGAAGCUUCAUUUUUUUAUUGAAUAUUUUAGUUAAAAAAUCAGAAAAUCUAAGGCCUGUUAAAAUUGGAACAAAAUAAAAUACUGACACUAUAUUAAUUUAUUUUCAGUUUGCCAAGAAUUGUUGAAUUUUGAAAAGUUGUUAUUACCUAUUUUCUCUGUUAUCUUAAAGAAAGUAAUAAAACAAUAUAUCUAGGACAUUGUUUUUUCCAUUUGUUGGUAUUUAUUUUAGGAUAAUAAAUAGCUCAUUAAGUACAUAUAUAACGAAAAGAAUCUUCUUACACUUUUAUAAUUUGUACACUUUUCUCGUUAUAACAUGUAAUUGUAGUUAGUACAAACAAAAAUAUUUAUAUUUUUAUUAACUUGGAAUAAACAUAUACAAUAGUUCUUUCCUACUUUUUAUUAAAAAUGCACUUUUGAAAUGUGUCAUACUGAGACUAUUCAUGAAAGUUAAUUUUAUUUAAUUGUGAGUCAAAAGUAAAUCAUACUGUCUAUUAAUAGUUUUUUUUGGCAUUGUACGAUGGGCUUGUCUAUAUACUACAUAAAUAAACAUUUAGGUAUUUGAGGUAGAUCUUCAAUUAUUUUUUUUUCCUUUUUGAAAAAUCUCUCAAAAAUAAUGGACAUAUUGAUAUUAAAAUUACUUUUUUGACUCAUAUUAAAUAAAAUAAACUUUCAAGUGAUCUAGCUUAUUUUAGAAUCUAAAUUUAAAACUUGACCAGCUGUGAUGUUUCUCUAUUUAGACACUGACAGUGUCUCAAUCAUCAAUACUAGCUGAAUAAAAAACUACUUAGUUUCUAGUAGUCAUAGUAGCCUUGAAUUAAAUAAGGAUAGUUGAGAAUUUUAAAUUUUAUAUUUUGAUGGUGUGAAUAAAAAUAUAAAAAAUAGAUAACUGAAAAUGUGUUAUUUUCUGUUAACUAGUAAUGUUUUUUUUAAACAUCUAAACGAUAUAAGUAGAAUAUGUUCCCGUGCAGUUGCCAAGUCAUUAUAACAAUCAUAGAAAUAAAGGUGUGUAAUAUUGGAUAUGGUCACUAUAAAUGUUGAUAUAUGAUUGAUUAGAUAAUUUAAACAAAGUUGUUGAAUAGGUAUUUCCCUAGACACUAACUAAAAUAACUGACUUGAUUUAACCUGUGGUAUAACAUGAGAUAUCUCACAACUUUUAGUAGCGUGCCUUUGCAAAUGCCUUGUGAGAUUUGGCAUUUUUUCAUGUUAUCUUCUCGAUGUAAUCUCAUUUCUUUUUGUAGGUCAUCUCCUUUUUUUCUCGGGUAAUAUCAAUGACUUAAGAAUACAAGGACGUGUAACGCCCAUAUACGGGUUGCAGCAGAAUUUGUGAUGUUAGACGCCAUAUUUUGGAAGUACCGAAUGAGUCAUCAGCGACAAUUUUAGCGAUUUUUAAUAGUUUGUGUGUAGUGAACUUUGUAUAAACUUUAUUACAAUGGUGAUUAGCUGUGCAGCUUUCAAGCGUAAAAGCCGCAGCGAUAAGAAUGAGCCAGGAGUUACGUUUUAUAGGUUAAUGAACAGUCCCCUCCGCUUUUUUAGUGUUUUCUUAUUGAAUUCAAUAAUCAUUUUUCUGAUAUUAUAUGCACUUGAUAUGUGCUAUACGUCGAUACUAGUUUUGUACCUUUUGUUAACAUUUUGACAAACAUGACACCACCGCAUACACCAUAGGCGUAGUCAAAACAUUUAUCAAAAAUAUAAAGCUUUUCAAACAGCUGUGUUAAGAAAAAUAUAUGCCACGGCACAAGUAUGGUAACAAUUUGGUCGCGGGUGUUAUUAGUUCUUGUAUUCUUUAUUCAUUGGGUAGUAUACAGGUUGUCCAAGGCUGAGCGUGCAUUAGAAGUUUCUAGAGAACUACAAUAUCUAGAUCGGAGAUUUUUGGUACAUCUUAGUUUCACAACGAGAUCUAUCGACUCAAAGUAUUUUCAGUAUGGCGGGACUUCCGGAAAUACCGGAAG
Sitophilus oryzae (rice weevil) is the source of this 3586-nucleotide messenger RNA. RefSeq names its product heat shock factor protein 1-like. Bases 75 to 1478 code for a protein of 467 amino acids. The record is from RefSeq and is a predicted model, not a curated record. NCBI's taxonomy places the organism in Eukaryota, Metazoa, Arthropoda, Insecta, Coleoptera, Curculionidae. Gene Ontology annotation, molecular function: sequence-specific DNA binding; DNA-binding transcription factor activity. Gene Ontology annotation, biological process: regulation of DNA-templated transcription. The transcript is spliced from 4 exons.